This is a messenger RNA of Coccomyxa subellipsoidea C-169, 804 nucleotides long. RefSeq lists its product as hypothetical. The transcript is spliced from 7 exons. Gene Ontology annotation, molecular function: protein binding; DNA binding. The record is from RefSeq and is a predicted model, not a curated record. NCBI's taxonomy places the organism in Eukaryota, Viridiplantae, Chlorophyta, Trebouxiophyceae, Coccomyxaceae. The coding region runs from base 1 to 762 and encodes 253 amino acids.
AUGGAAGAGGAAUGCAAGCAUCACAGUGCCCUCACCUUCCAGGAGCUCGUCCUAUUCAUAUUCCAACAGGAAUUCGACACGCAGCUGCAAAGGGCCCUCAAUUACGAAGAUUAUGAUCAAGCAAAUGAUAUCAGGCAACGCAGGCAGACCGUUGAUGAGGCAAUCGAAAAACUUCAGGUUUUCCCAUCACAAGACGUCCAACUUAGAGUGCAGCUGCAGCGUGCUAUUGAAGAACAGCGGUAUGACGAUGCUGCCGCUCUCAGGGAUACAAUAGGCGCUUUGCAGCAAAAAAUGCGGGAUGCAGCCUUACAGAGAAGCAAUUCUAUGCAGGCACAGCAGCCUCGGCGUCUCAAGCUUGGGCAACGUGUAGAGCAUGCCACAAGCGGCUAUCGAGCUGUGGUGUAUGGAUGGGAUGAUGGGUGCUGUGAGGAUGAUGACUGGAAGGCGGCUGCAGAUUUUAACAAUCUGCAGUUUGGGGACCUUCAACCCUUCUAUCACUUGCUUGUGGAUGUCAGAGAUUGGCCACUCAACAGUUCCACACCGCCAGUUGCUUAUGUUCCCCAGGAGAGACUGCUGGCGCCGCAGUGGCCAAGCACCUGGGAGUCUGAGAAGGGAGCGGAUUUGUUUGACCACCCCAUGAAGACAGUCUUGUUUCUUGGCGAAGAUGACAAUGGUGACCUCAUUCCCACACGAGCGCUGCGUGACAAGCACGGCCAGGCGCGGCAGGACAUAUUCCCGCCAGAUGAGAACUUAAAUCCUUGAAGCCAGCUGUACGUAAAUGUGUAAAGCUAUAGCUCAAGCUAG